Gigantopelta aegis is the source of this 833-nucleotide messenger RNA. RefSeq names its product ceroid-lipofuscinosis neuronal protein 6-like. The record is from RefSeq and is a predicted model, not a curated record. Lineage: Eukaryota; Metazoa; Mollusca; Gastropoda; Neomphalida; Peltospiridae. The transcript has 7 exons. Bases 9 to 833 code for a protein of 274 amino acids.
CUUUCAACAUGGCGGGUGCUUUCAGGCCAACUGUACGCAAACGACAUAUUGAUAAACAAGACAAACACCCGGACGGACACAUUAAAAGACCUGAUGGUAACCAUGGCAGUGAAAGCAAGUUCCACUAUGACUUGUGGCUACUUCUAGCUCUUGAGAACUGGAUCUUUGACUUCGGCCGACCAAUCGCCGCUAUAUUUGUACCAGUUGAAUGGUUUCCGAUGAACAAGCCCAGCGUCGGUGACUACUUCCACAUGGCCUACAACGUCAUCACACCAUUCUGUCUGUUGAAAUUACAGGAAAGAAGUCGGACACGGAUCUCUUCGACCUUCACCUACCUGACAAUGAUCACCUUCGUGAUGGGGGCCAGCAUCCACCUGGUGGGCGACUCUAUCAACCACAGGCUCACGUUGCUAGGUUACCAGCUGCACCUCUCAGUCAGAGACAAUCCCAUGAUGCAGAAUCUGAAACCGCCAGGUCUGGUCAGCUCAUUUGAACUUCUUUACAGUUAUGACGAAGAAAUAGGUCAUCUCAUGUGGUACAUUCCUUUCUUCCUGAGUUUGUUUCUAUACUUCAUGGGUUGUUUCACUGUGAAAAGACCACUCGCCAAUGAAAGAAAAAAAGUCGAUAUCAAAACCCCGGUUACUGAAAAUAUUUCGUGCAGUGCAUUACUGUGGCAAUCAUCCCAAGACGGAAUGGGAAUGUCUUGGGAGUGGAAAUCCUCUUAUAUAAAGAAAGAAUGCUUCAUCGCCUUGAGUGACAGUCUUCUUAAAGGCGAAGUAGGAAGAAUGUAUCGUAUUGAGGAGUGGCAGUCCUUCUACAGUAACUCUGAGUAA